Messenger RNA from Hippocampus zosterae (dwarf seahorse), 6578 nucleotides. It is a transcript of the gene atp2b1a, whose product is annotated as ATPase plasma membrane Ca2+ transporting 1a. Gene Ontology annotation, cellular component: intracellular membrane-bounded organelle; membrane. Gene Ontology annotation, biological process: calcium ion transmembrane transport; regulation of cytosolic calcium ion concentration. The transcript is spliced from 25 exons. Bases 658 to 4500 code for a protein of 1280 amino acids. Lineage: Eukaryota; Metazoa; Chordata; Actinopteri; Syngnathiformes; Syngnathidae. Gene Ontology annotation, molecular function: P-type calcium transporter activity; PDZ domain binding; ATP binding. The record is from RefSeq and is a predicted model, not a curated record.
UCCCGAAAAAGAAGCAGUAGGAAAAGGAGACGACGGCGAAGCCGUGAGCAGUCUCCGUAUCGCGGCGCAUCCUCAGACACGCCGGUGUGGAGUUAGAAGAAACACAGCCUGCUGUUUCUGCUCCAGCUAAGCGAGUUUCCCCAAGACAGACCAAAGGGUUCAAUGGAUCUUGUGCUGCUCCCUCUGCUGUGUGUGACUUCUGCUGUCUGCAGACAACUAGGAGGAAGCCCGCAAAAGCCUUCCAAACAUGUGCCAAUUUGCUGAGCCAGUGGAAAAAGCGACGUCCGUUGGAGCCACGGCGUCGUGGAGAAAGAUCAGGUGACCUCGAGGAAGCCAUAUUCAUACAGCCAUUGAAUCUGACUGCAUGCUGAUCUCCGGCCUGGCGAGUUCCCCUCCGUCGCCAUAAGAGGGCCAGGAAGAAGACCGGAGUCUCCGAGGGCCAUGGCCGGCUUUGUCGAAGCGCUGCCCCGCCGCCGCCCGCUGCCGCACGACUCCGGCUGCCUCUGACGGCCCUGUCGCCUUUUUUUUAUGGGAGCUACCGCCGUGCGAGCGCUCGUAGGGAUUUAAGCUUUUCCGGGACACUUUUUUUUUUUUUUUUUUUUUUUAACCCCCUACGGUUAACGCCGAGCUUUGCGUUUGGCGGGAGAUAGCGAGACAAUGGCGAACAACUCGUACAGCGGAGUGAAGAACUCCAUCAUGGAGGCCAACCACGACGGCGACUUUGUCUGCACGCUCAAAGAGCUGCGCUCCCUCAUGGAACUGCGAGGCGCCGAGGCCCUCAACAAAAUCGGGGAAUCCUACGGGGACGUCCACGGACUCUGCGGCCGCUUAAAAACCUCGCCCGCGGACGGUCUAAGUGGGCAGCCGGCAGACAUCGAGAAGCGGAAAACGGUGUUUGGGCAAAAUUUGAUACCGCCCAAAAAGCCCAAAACGUUCUUGCAAUUAGUGUGGGAGGCGCUGCAGGAUGUCACGCUGAUUAUCUUGGAAGUGGCAGCCAUCAUUUCACUUGGCCUUUCGUUUUAUAGACCUCAAGAUGCCAAAAGAGAAGACUGCGGGAAGGCCGCCGGCGGCGCGGAGGACGAGCACGAGGCGGAGGCGGGCUGGAUCGAGGGCGCCGCCAUCUUGCUGUCGGUCAUCUGCGUGGUGCUGGUGACGGCGUUCAACGACUGGAGCAAAGAGAAGCAGUUCCGCGGACUCCAGAGCCGCAUCGAGCAGGAGCAGAAGUUCACCGUGGUCCGCGGCGGGCAGGUCAUCCAGAUCCCCGUGGCGGAGAUCGUCGUCGGUGACGUUGCGCAAAUAAAAUAUGGGGACCUUUUGCCCGCCGACGGCCUCCUCAUCCAAGGGAACGACUUGAAGAUCGACGAGAGCUCGCUCACGGGGGAGUCGGAUCACGUCAAGAAGACGCAAGAGAAAGAUUUGAUGCUGUUGUCGGGCACCCACGUGAUGGAAGGCUCGGGGAAAAUGGUGGUCACGGCGGUGGGCGUCAACUCUCAAACUGGAAUUAUUUUCACGCUGCUCGGUGCCGCCGAGGACGAGGAUGACGACGACGAAGAUGAGAAGAAGAAGGAAAAAGAGGAGAAGAAGAAACAGAGGAAAAACAAGAAGCAGGACGGCUCCGUUGAAAAUCGGAAGAAAGCCAAAGCGCAGGACGGCGCCGCCAUGGAAAUGCAGCCUCUGAACAGCGACGAGGGAGCCGAUGCGGAGGAGAAGAAGAAAACCAACCUGCCAAAGAAAGAGAAAUCUGUCCUCCAGGGCAAGCUGACCAAACUCGCCGUGCAGAUCGGCAAAGCGGGAUUGGUGAUGUCGGCCAUCACCGUCAUCAUCCUGGUGGUGCUGUUUGUGGUCGACACCUUUUGGAUCCAAAACCUCCCCUGGGUCAAGGCCUGCACGCCCAUCUACAUCCAGUUCGUUGUCAAAUUCUUCAUCAUCGGCGUCACCGUGCUGGUGGUGGCCGUCCCCGAAGGCCUCCCGCUCGCCGUCACCAUCUCCCUGGCAUAUUCCGUCAAGAAAAUGAUGAAAGACAACAACCUGGUGCGUCACCUGGACGCCUGCGAGACGAUGGGCAACGCCACGGCCAUCUGCUCGGACAAGACGGGGACGCUCACCAUGAACCGCAUGACGGUGGUGCAGGCCUUCGUGGCGGAGAAACAUUACAAGAAGGUGCCGGAGCCGGAGAACAUCCCGGCCUCCAUUUUAGAUUUCCUGAUUCUGGGGAUAGCCGUCAACUGCGCCUACACGACCAAGAUCAUGCCCCCGGAGAAAGAAGGCGGCCUGCCCCGGCAAGUGGGCAACAAGACCGAAUGUGCCUUGCUGGGAUUUUCCAACGACCUCAAGCGCGACUACCAGACCAUCCGUAACGAGAUCCCCGAGGAGAAGUUGCACAAGGUGUACACCUUCAACUCGGCGCGCAAGUCCAUGAGCACCGUGCUCAAGAUGGCCGACGGCAGCUACCGGAUGUUCAGCAAGGGCGCCUCGGAAAUCCUCCUCAAAAAGUGCUACAAAAUCCUGACGGCGUCGGGCGAGCCCAAGGUGUUCCGCCCGCGAGACCGCGACGACGUGGUGAAGAAAGUGAUCGAGCCCAUGGCCUCCGAAGGCCUGAGGACCAUCUGCCUGGCGUACCGAGAUUUCGCCGUGAAGGACGGCGAGCCCGACUGGGACAACGAGAACGACAUACUCACCGGGCUCACUUGCAUCUGCGUGGUGGGCAUCGAAGACCCCGUGAGGCCCGAGGUCCCGGACGCCAUUCGAAAGUGCCAGCGCGCCGGCAUCACGGUGCGGAUGGUGACGGGCGACAACAUCAACACGGCGCGCGCCAUCGCCAGCAAGUGCGGCAUCCUGCAGCCCGGGGACGACUUCCUCUGCUUGGAGGGCAAAGAGUUCAACCGGCGGAUACGCAACGAAAAGGGAGAGAUCGAACAAGAGCGCAUUGAUAAGAUCUGGCCCAAACUGCGAGUGCUGGCUCGUUCUUCCCCAACUGACAAGCACACUUUAGUCAAAGGUAUUAUCGACAGCACCGUGGUGGAGCAGAGGCAAGUCGUGGCCGUCACCGGGGACGGCACCAACGACGGUCCCGCCUUGAAGAAAGCCGACGUCGGCUUUGCCAUGGGCAUCGCCGGCACCGACGUGGCCAAGGAAGCGUCCGACAUCAUCCUGACCGACGACAACUUCUCCAGCAUCGUCAAGGCCGUGAUGUGGGGACGCAACGUUUACGACAGCAUUUCCAAGUUCCUGCAAUUUCAACUGACCGUCAACGUGGUGGCCGUCAUCGUCGCCUUCACGGGCGCCUGCAUCACUCAGGACUCUCCACUGAAGGCGGUCCAGAUGUUAUGGGUCAACCUGAUCAUGGACACCUUCGCCUCCCUGGCGCUGGCCACCGAGCCGCCCACGGAAGCCCUGCUGCUCAGGAAGCCAUACGGCCGCAACAAGCCUCUCAUCUCUCGCACCAUGAUGAAGAACAUUCUGGGCCAGGGCGUGUACCAGCUGGUCAUCAUCUUCACACUGCUCUUUGCCGGAGAGACCAUGUUCGACAUCGACAACGGCAGGAACGCGCCGCUCCGAGCGCCGCCCUCGGAGCACUACACCAUCGUCUUCAACACCUUCGUCCUGAUGCAGCUCUUCAACGAGAUCAACGCCCGCAAGAUCCACGGCGAGCGCAACGUCUUCGACGGCAUCUUCAACAACCUCAUCUUCUGCAGCAUCGUCUUCGGUACCUUCGUCAUCCAGAUCAUCAUCGUGCAAUUUGGAGGGAAGCCAUUCAGCUGCGUGGCUCUUUCCAUCGACCAGUGGCUCUGGUGCACUUUCCUGGGCUUCGGCUCACUGUUGUGGGGGCAGGUCAUCUCGUCGAUUCCCACGAGCCGCUUAAAGUUCCUAAAAACGGCGGGCCACGGCACCCAGAAGGAGGAGAUCCCCGACGAGGAGCUGGAGGAGCUGGACGACAUGGACGAGAUCGACCACGCCGAGCGGGAGCUCCGCCGCGGCCAGAUCCUCUGGUUCCGCGGCCUCAACCGCAUCCAGACUCAGAUGGAUGUAGUGAGUGCGUUCCAGAGCGGAACUUCCUUUCAGGGGGCUCUGAGGCGGCAGGCCUCCAACUCCAGCCAGCAGCAGCACGAUAUCCGCGUGGUGAAUGCAUUCCGCAGCUCCAUCUCCCUCUAUGAGGGCCUGGAGAAGCCCGAGUCGCGGACCUCCAUCCACAACUUUAUGACCCACCCGGAGUUUCGGAUAGAGGACUCGGAGCCGCACAUCCCCCUCAUAGACGACACGGACGCUGAGGACGACGCGCCCACCAAGCGCAACUCUGCCAGCUCCCGCAACGCCUCGCCCGCCCCGCCCUCGCCAGCCAGCGCGGCCCCGCCGUCCGCCGGCCCCGCCUUCAGCCCCGCCUCCCCAAACCAGAACAAUAACGCUGUGGAGAGCAGCAACCACCUCCUCCCGGAGGCCACCAAAGUGGGCGAGACCGCCAUGCCGGGCAGCCCCCUACACAGCUUGGAAACCUCCCUUUGAUCGCAAAGCACGCCCACCUCCCUGAAAGGCACCUUACCACUUUUCUACAUGGGGGGUGCGGGGUUUGGGCUGCACUGGGCUGUGCUGGACGAACAUUGGGAGGAAUGUAUCGGCUCGUGCGGAUUCUUUGAGCUUCUUCUUCACUUCUUAAACCGCACCAGGACUCUGCCCCCCCCUCCCACCCCCAACCUCCCUGCUGACCCCACCUUUGGUUUGUCUGGCUGGACAAAAGGCGCGAUUAUAAACUCUUGAUUGAAAGUGACCUGUUUUUUCUUAUUCUACUCUUAUUCUUAAUAUUAUUUGAAUUGCGUCGACGAGGAAGAGGAGGACGAGGUCGUCACGGCUUGAAGAUAACAGAACAUUUUCGCUUCUCUUUAAUCUCGAUGGUGUUGUAUAUUUCGCUCUUCGGCCCUCGCUCACACACACACACACACACACGAACAUAAACCCCCCACCCCCCCAACUAAUUUCUGCUCCAUUUGGCUGUUAAUAUUUUGACUUAUUUAUGUUUCUGGAGAAAAAAAAAGCAGAUCUGUUUACAAAGUUUGUAGAUACUUUUUUUUUCUGUUUGUAGGCAAAAGAGCUUCCUGAUGUGAGGCAGAAAAGUGGGGACAUUAAAAAAAAAAAAGAAAAAUGAAUGAGAAGAUUAUUUCAGAUACUGCUGUAUUUUCAGGAAAAAAAGGUGUUUCUAUUGAAACUUAAGUAUUUUUUUUUUGCCUGCGAGUUUUAUUUGUUAUAUAUUUGUAGAUAAGCAUAGAAACUUCUAGCCAAACCAAUAAACACUAAGUCUUGUAUAGAGAGGAGGCCCGGCCCCACCAGGUGACGUGCUAUAAAUAUUUACUCGAUAGUUUCCACGUGCACACCCCCCCCCCACCCCAAACAAAGUCCUCAUUUUCAUCCAUUAUCUUGUGUUCAAAGAUUUCCACAUGCUGAAAGCUCAACACACACACACAAAAAAAGGGAGUCCACGGGGCUCGUAUUUAGCAAGCGUGGCCUCUUCCGAAACUGAUUCUGAACAAGGUGACACACUUUCAGAUGUUUAUUUGCACAAAAGGACAACACAACUUGGGUUCAAUUGAGACUAAAUCAGCCAGUGAAUGUGCCUUGGCUCAAGUCAACGUUCAAGCUUGAUCAACCCUGUGGAUGCUUGCUAAAUAUAGACCCCCCCCCCCCCCACCCAUCCUAUUCCCGCCUCCGCCGCCCCCCAAACUCGUUUUUAGUUCUUGGAAUGUGUGUGCUAAACACUUUUAGUGUUUCCUAGCCGUCCUCAAAGAUUGCAACUGCUAAAAUAUUCCGAUUUCUUCCUCCCCUCACACAGAGGAACCUUUUUGGACACCUGAUGUACUGGAAACACUAAAAAGAAUCUAUAUAUUUACGCUUGUUUUUUUUUUUUUUUUAAAUACAGAUAAGGCAUACACUGGUAUCCAUCUGCACAGGGUACUUUAUUUCCUAGCGAGAAUUUUGAUACCGAAACGACAAAUGUACCUUUGUAUUUUUAUGACGAUAAACUGAUUUCUUGAGCUUUCAUCAUGCUCACGAGACAGUUUGCGGAGGAUUUGACACUGCGGGGAGGCCACUCAAAAUGUGUGCUGUCUGGAACAUUCAUCUCAGGGUGCAAAUAGGUUUGAGGGAGUGAGAGAGGGAACAGGCCUCUUUUUAUUUGUUUUUGUAUUUUUUAUUUUUGGUUUGUAGGCUGCAUGUUCUUCCUGCAACCCCCCCAGGCUUUCUUCACCCAGAGGCGCGUGGAAUAAACAUUGAGAGGGAGUUGGCCUGUUGUCCUUGUUUGGUUUUACAGAUAUGACAAAAUAGCAGCUUGGAAGACCUUGAAAACACACAAAAAGCGGAAUCCAUACCAGGAGUUUGUUCUGUCGCUUCUUCCUGUAAAACACAGGAAUGAAUGUUUUUUUUUCCAUCUGUUUUAUGGAUUAUCAUUUUUUUUAUCAUUUAACAUUUGGAAAUAAAAGUACUUCAUGUCUGUUUAUCUUGAGCAUUUUAAAUGGAUAUCGUGAUUGGAUUUACAUUUGAAACUUGUCGAGUAAUGUGUCUGGUUUUUAAAAAUAAAUAAUGUAUUUAGCCUA